This is a messenger RNA of Monopterus albus (swamp eel), 610 nucleotides long. RefSeq names its product cell division protein DivIB. The transcript is spliced from 13 exons. NCBI's taxonomy places the organism in Eukaryota, Metazoa, Chordata, Actinopteri, Synbranchiformes, Synbranchidae. The record is from RefSeq and is a predicted model, not a curated record. The coding region runs from base 4 to 504 and encodes 166 amino acids.
ACAAUGCAACACACAGCUCGGAGUGACACCCAAAAUCUUCCACGACCAGCAGCCAAGAUGAGGUUUCUAGUGCCUGUGUUUGUUUUCCUCACUGUGGCAGCAGUACACACUGCUCUGUCAGCAUCUCUGGAAUCUGCAGUGAAAGAGGAAACAGUCACUCCAUAUGAUGGGCUAACUGAACUACAGAAAAUAGAUCAGAUGGAGUUUGAAGCCGCUCAAAAGAUCAAAGCUGCUGAGAUGAAUGUUACAGAGCAACAGGGUGAGGAUGCCCGCUACCUUGAGGCUGCCCAGGGUGAAUCUGAGGAAAAGAAUAGUGAAGCUGAGGAGGACAGCACAGCAGAGGGAGGCAGCAACACUGAUGCUGCAGCUCAUGAGGAAUCACAGUCCUCUGAGGAAACAGAUGAGAGACAGAGGCGGGAUCACCAUGAGGCAGUGACUGAGGUUGUGAGCAGUCUGGAUGAUGUCAGUCAGGAUUCAAGCAAGGAACCAGGUGUACUGGAGUGAGAAAAAACAGCAGCAUGCGGAUCCCAGCGCUCAUUCGUCACCCAGUGCCCGAGCUGCACUGAGCUUAUUGUCAAUAAAAAGGGAAUAAUCCCACCUACCUGUACAA